Nasonia vitripennis (jewel wasp) is the source of this 1781-nucleotide messenger RNA. RefSeq names its product dual specificity mitogen-activated protein kinase kinase 3 (gene lic). Gene Ontology annotation, molecular function: ATP binding; MAP kinase kinase activity. Gene Ontology annotation, biological process: stress-activated MAPK cascade; protein phosphorylation. The transcript is spliced from 7 exons. NCBI's taxonomy places the organism in Eukaryota, Metazoa, Arthropoda, Insecta, Hymenoptera, Pteromalidae. The record is from RefSeq and is a predicted model, not a curated record. Bases 348 to 1364 code for a protein of 338 amino acids.
GAUAACCUUUUGUAUCGGGAAUUGUCAGCUUGAAUUGCAAAUGAAAGUAUAUUUGCAUACCUAUAAGUAGAAGAAAAUGUUAUUCGCAUGCUCCGGCUCCCUUCUCUAGCGGCGCGUCGGCAACAUUUUAUUUGCAACUACCUUCAAGUUACAAUUCAAGUUUGAUAUAAAACUGCUUAUAUGGACAUUCGGUGUUUUCAAACGUUCGCCGUUGAUCGCACGAGAUUCGACUCGUGUCAUUCAAUCAUUUAAUAUGAACAAAAAGUGACAAUAUUCUAAUUCUCGAUUGAGAUAAAACAAAAGAUACUUAGUCACUUGAGCAAGUAGUAAUUAAGGAGCAACUAAUCAUGGCUUUUAACAAUCGAAGGAAAGGAGUGGGUCUGAAAAUACAACUCUCCGAAGAAGCUCCUCCCCCAGUUACUCCACCAAGAAAUCUAGAUAAAAGGACAACGAUUACAAUAGGAGAUAAGACUUUUGAGGUGGAUGCUGAUGAUUUAGAAAUGUUAUGCACUCUUGGACGCGGAGCCUAUGGAGUUGUUGACAAAAUGAAACACAAACAAAGUGAUACCAUCAUGGCAGUUAAGAGAAUUACAGCCACAGUCAAUACCCAAGAACAGAAGCGAUUGCUGAUGGACUUGGAUAUUUCAAUGCGAUGUUCAGAUUGCCCUUAUACAGUGCAAUUUUAUGGAGCACUUUUCAGAGAAGGCGAUGUUUGGAUUUGUAUGGAGGUUAUGGAUAUGAGUCUUGAUAAAUUUUAUACAAAGGUAUACAAACACAACCGUUCAAUACCUGAAGAAAUUCUAGGAAAAAUAGCCUUUGCAGUAGUAAGUGCACUGCAUUAUUUGUAUUCGCAACUAAGAGUUAUUCAUAGAGAUGUUAAGCCUAGUAAUAUAUUAAUUAAUCGAAAAGGAGAGGUAAAGAUCUGUGAUUUUGGAAUAUCUGGUUAUUUAGUUGAUUCUGUUGCUAAAACUAUAGAUGCUGGUUGUAAACCAUACAUGGCGCCAGAAAGGAUAGACCCUACAGGUAAUCCUUCGCAUUACGAUAUAAGGUCAGAUGUCUGGUCUUUAGGUAUUUCUCUACUCGAACUUGCAACAGGAAAGUUUCCUUAUGAAUCCUGGGGCACACCAUUUGAACAGUUGAAACAAGUUGUAAAAGAUGAAGCCCCAAAGUUACCUCCUAACAGGUUCACACCUGAGUUUGAAGAAUUUAUUAAUAAGUGCUUAAUGAAAAAUUACACGGCGCGGCCUAAUUAUAAUCAAUUGCUCGAACUUAGUUUUAUAAAAGAGCAUGCGACGAAAGAUACAAAUGUAGCAGGUUUUGUUGAAGAAGUUUUAGAUUUACCAGAUGCAGAGCAAUCUGCGUAGUUAAAAUAUUCAUAAUAGUUCCUUUUUUGAAUUUUCACCUAAAUUUUUUUAAUCUUUAUUAUAUUUUUGCUAAAAUUGCUACUGCCAAAUUAUUUAUCUAUCGUCAUUUUUAAUCAGGUAUGUGAAUAUUUCGAGACAAAUCAAGUCAUGAUGUACUAAUGUGAUUGGGAAAAAGUCGUUGAGCUAAUCAAAGUUUUUAAUCAUUAUUAUUAUAUUAGAAUAUCAUAAAAGAUCAAGUCAUGUUUUAGUGUAAAAAAUAAUACACACACACACACACACACAUAUAUAUAUAUAUACACACACACACAUCAACUAAGAUCAUCGUGAUUUUUUUAUACGUUAUACAACGAUAAUGUAACACCAAUUGAUUUACAAUAAAUAAAUAAUUGAAUCUCUUUACGAUUUUUUACGAUUAAA